Molecule: messenger RNA, 669 nt
Organism: Cucumis melo (muskmelon)
Lineage: Eukaryota; Viridiplantae; Streptophyta; Magnoliopsida; Cucurbitales; Cucurbitaceae
Exons: 2
Coding region: 68-286 (72 amino acids)
Source: RefSeq, a predicted model, not a curated record
AUAUGAUUUGUGAAUAGAAUUUUUGUUCAUUUUGCGAAGCAAAACGGAAGGGCGUGGGGUGGAAGAGAUGGGUUACGUACUGAGAGUGAGAAUGGCUUCCUUCUUCGCCGGAGCAGCGGUUGCAUCCUCUCUGGGGCUUUACCUUCUUCAGAGAGAUUACAAGAUUGCUUACGACUCCAUUUCGCAUAAGAUGGGAGGGCUGCAUGAUUCUAUGGGAAGUAGAAUUUCGGCACUGGAAAAGCUGAAUCAGAAUGAUGGUUCCCAACAUGUUCAAGCAGCAGAGUAGACCCUGGGAAACCAAGCCAAGACAGUCGGAAGGGCCUUGCUGGAAGUAUAAAGAACUUACGAAGAAAAAUAACUGCAGAAAAAUUGGUCUGCUUUGUAUGCGCAUCAAGAUGUUUAGCUUUUACUUGGAAUUUUUUGUUUAUUUAGUCUAUGACGUUAUUUUCAGUUUACGAAGCUAUCUAGUUGUAAUGAUGUUACCAUGCUCAUAGAAAUUCGCUAAAGUUGAUGUGGCCGAACCCUGGGGUCUUUCCCUCCGCUUGGGGAACACAAUCCUUCAUACUUUUCUCAUUUCAUUUUGUCAAGGUUGGACUGUAUUGUAAGACUUGUUAAUGAGUUCGAUGAGUUUUCCGAAUGAAAAUUGUGGGAAGUUUAAUAAUUUUUCAA